Messenger RNA from Cyclopterus lumpus (lumpfish), 1333 nucleotides. RefSeq names its product calcium-binding mitochondrial carrier protein SCaMC-3-like. NCBI's taxonomy places the organism in Eukaryota, Metazoa, Chordata, Actinopteri, Perciformes, Cyclopteridae. The record is from RefSeq and is a predicted model, not a curated record. Gene Ontology annotation, molecular function: calcium ion binding; ATP transmembrane transporter activity. Gene Ontology annotation, biological process: transmembrane transport.
CGGUGGGGAUUACAGCAAAUGCCAUACAAACGCAUCGUCUUUGCGUUUAUAUGGAAUGCCCUGGAACCAUCAAGUGCUGAUAGUCCUCGAGAGCGACAUCAACCACGAUGGUUUUCUGGACCUCCAGGAGUUCUCCCAGUACCUGUGGGCUCACGAGAAGAGGCUGUGGCUCAUGUUCCACAGUCUUGAUCGCAACAAUGAUGGUUGUAUUGAUGUGGGGGAGAUCCAGCAUUCCUUGCACAGGCUUGGUGUGGAGGUCACCACGGAGCAGGCCUCCAGAAUACUGCAGAGUAUGGACAGGGACGGCACUAUGACAAUUAAUUGGAAUGAAUGGCGUGAUCACUUCCUGUUCAACCCUUUCCACAACAUGGAGGAGAUCGUCCACUACUGGAAACACUCCCAUAUGUUUGACAUUGGGGAACAUCUAACGGUACCAGAUGAGUUCUCAGAGCGGGAGCGGAGGUCAGAUCUGGUGUGGAGGCAGCUGGUUGCUGGAGCGAUGGCAGGAGCUGUAUCCCGGACAGGAACUGCUCCUCUGGACCGCGUGAAAGUCUUCCUGCAGGUACACAGCUCUAAAUCUCGGGCCAUUAAUCUGUGGUCUGGACUCAGAGGGAUGGUCCAGGAGGGAGGCAUCGCCUCACUCUGGAGGGGAAAUGGCAUCAAUGUCCUCAAGAUUGCCCCUGAAUCUGCCAUAAAGUUUAUGGCCUAUGAACAGAUCAAGUGGCUGAUCCGUGGAAGUAAAGAGGGGGGGGGUUUAAGGGUACAAGAGAGGUUCGUUGCUGGCUCUCUGGCAGGAGCUACCGCCCAGACGAUCAUCUACCCCUUGGAGGUGCUGAAAACUCGUCUUACUUUAAGGAAGACGGGACAAUACUCAGGUAUGGCUGAUUGUGCCAGACAAAUCCUGAAGACGGAGGGAGUUCGGGCUUUCUACAGGGGCUACCUACCAAGUACACUGGGCAUCAUUCCCUAUGCUGGCAUUGACUUGGCUGUGUAUGAGACUCUGAAGAACGCCUGGCUCCAGAGGUACAGUGUAAAUUCAGCAGAUCCAGGAGUGUUGGUGCUGCUGGGCUGUGGUACCAUCUCCAGCACCUGUGGCCAGCUGGCAUCCUAUCCCCUUGCUCUCAUUCGGACACGUAUGCAGGCACAAGCCAUCACUGAGGGUAAACCCAAGCUGACCAUGGUGGGCCAGUUCAAAUACAUCAUAUCCAAUGAAGGGUUACCGGGCCUGUAUCGCGGCAUCACCCCCAACUUCCUCAAAGUGGUUCCAGCUGUCAGCAUUUCCUGUGGUAUACGAGCACAUGAAGAAAGUUCUCGGCGUGGGUUACUAGACUGA